Prorocentrum cordatum is the source of this 597-nucleotide messenger RNA. The record is from the annotation of a GenBank genome assembly. Lineage: Eukaryota; Dinophyceae; Prorocentrales; Prorocentraceae.
GCGCACUCCGGCUCCCCAGUCGAGCUCGUCGUUGAUCCAGAGCUGCGCGACAUGUCUACCCAGGUUCGGGCAGUGGACCUGGGCCUGGGGGACAAGCGGUUCCAGGGCAAAGAUGCGCAGAUGAUUCUGGCCAUCACGUGCAAGCUCCUGCUCAGCCUGGACAUGCAGGUGAGGGGGCUGCGCAGCAUCAUGCUGGAUUGCACCCAGCUUCCGACCAACCACGAUUACGUGCAGCAGGGCUACGCGGAGACCAAGAAGUGGAACGAGAAGUUCCAGAAGCUCAAGGACGACGGCUUCCCCCGCAGAAGCCGCCUGGCCGCGGCGGGCAAGCAGAGCGAUCUCGAGACAGUGGAGAAGUAUUGCCCCGAGGAAAGGAAAGUCGGGCAGCUGCUGGAGACCGUCAAGUUCGUGCGCCUCAAAAAGAUGCACGACAGCGAGUUGAGGCGCCUCGAGGUGAACGUUCGGGAGCCGAGCGACAGCUAUGAGAUCUACAUGAUAAUGAAGGCGGACAUGCUGACGAUCACUGGCAGCGCAGCGCUCACGGGCAUUGCCCCUCCGGGGGACCUCAACCAGAAAAUCCAAGGGUUCAUCAACAAG